Gekko japonicus is the source of this 781-nucleotide messenger RNA. RefSeq names its product phospholipase A2 inhibitor and Ly6/PLAUR domain-containing protein-like. Gene Ontology annotation, molecular function: phospholipase inhibitor activity. The annotation marks the transcript as partial. The record is from RefSeq and is a predicted model, not a curated record. NCBI's taxonomy places the organism in Eukaryota, Metazoa, Chordata, Lepidosauria, Squamata, Gekkonidae. Gene Ontology annotation, cellular component: extracellular region. The transcript has 7 exons.
AUGAAGAGGAGUUUUUCUGUUCCCGCGUGGGUUUGCUGCCGGAACCAGGAUCCCUUCCCUCCCAGGAUCAUGAAUCUGCUCACUCUCUCCCUUGUUGCCAUCCUGGUCGCCACAGCACAUUCCCUGGUUUGCAAAUGUACCGCGGGGCCCGGCUGCAGCCUUCUAGGGACCUGUUCAGCUCCAGACUCCGGCGUCUGCCUGACAAUGGCACAAAAAAACAACCUGGGACUGCCCUGGUCAUCGAGGGUAUACAGAGCAUGCGAGCAGAACGCUCAGGUUUGCGAUGAGAAUGUCAUGACCCUCACCGUGGGAAAAGGACUGUACUGGACGAGCCGUACUGAAUGCUGCACCACCGAUAAUUGCAACGCUGCUUCCAUCAGCGUGCCGCCUGUGAGCCUCACCCCCAAUGGGCGGGAGUGCCCCGCAUGCUUCGCCGUCGGUUCUGACUGUGCGGGGCCUGAGACACAGAAGUGCACAGGAGACCAGGAUCACUGCAUCACCAUCUCUGGAACUAUGGAUGAAGGUGCCGUUUCCGUCCCAUUCAUAGCUAAGGGCUGCAGCACAGCCACGACCUGCCUUUUGCCUGUGGAGAAAGCCCUGGGGUCGACGGGGGUCACCUUAAAAUUCAAAAGCAUCACAUGUGACCCAGCACCUAGCGGCCAGAGUGGACACCAGUAUUUUUCCACGGCUGGUUGCAUAGGUGUAUAUAAGAGACCAGACUCAAGCGGUCUCUACCUUCAUCCAGUCCAUCGAGAACCCGACAUUCCCAGAGGUAGAACAG